AAGUUGCUGUUAGUAGUUAUGAUAUAUCAUUAGAGCAGCAAGAGAAGGAUGUCAAUAUGUUAGUAGUAGAUUUGACCUCUCAAGAUCUGGAUUCAGAAAUUGAGUGCCAAUUGAAUAUAUAUUUAGAUCUCAAUGAUUCACAUAUUCUAAUAGAAGAAAAGCUUGAAAAUUCUGAAAUUAUUGAAAUUAUUUUGGAUGAAGCAAAUCAAGAUGAAAAUG
Messenger RNA from Ambispora leptoticha, 219 nucleotides. NCBI's taxonomy places the organism in Eukaryota, Fungi, Glomeromycota, Glomeromycetes, Archaeosporales, Ambisporaceae. The record is from the annotation of a GenBank genome assembly.